UCUUCUGCUUGUUGUUGCUAGGUGUUGUUUGUUUAUUUCUUUUCUAACAUAAAUAGUUAAAACAUUGUUUUAGUUGACACAUUUGACAUAGGUGCUUGAAAAAGAACCUUUUCAGCCGGAGGAGACGUCAUGUUGCUUCUGUUACUUUUUAAUUGUCUGUUUAUGGUUUAAUUUGUAGUUCAAAAUGCAGAUGGACGGCAGGUUGACAGCUCUAAGGGAGCUGUCCCAGCUGCGGCUGAUUAACAUCUUCAAUCAAAUUCCCGGAAAGAAGGACCUAAUCAUCGAUGCUCCAUUAAUGAAAGCACUUGAUAGAAUAACAGGAAUUUCAGUCUUGAGAAAACACGAUGUGGAUAAGAUAUUCAAGCUGGACUCCAACGCAGGUCAAAAUUCUGUUAACAAUCAACGGCUCUAUUUAAUAAUGUCAGAUCUCAUAUCAGCCAAGAGAGUCUGUGACCAAGUGAAUGCAGAGCAAAGGAAGGAUGUUGAUUACCACAUUAUUGUUGUUCCACGAAAAUUAGCAGCAAUUGACCAACUUCUUGAGGAGGAAGGCUUAUGGGGAAGAGUUACGAUUCAUGUGUAUCAAUGGGAGCCAAUUCAGCUGGACAUGGGCCUCAUAUCACUUGAAUUACCUUCACUAUUUCCUCAACUGUUUGUGGAUGGUGAUCAGACACUUCUUCCUGCAGUAGCAAAAUCUCUCUGGUCCCUGCAGAUGCUUCUUGGACGUUCCCAGGUGACCCUGACGCUAGGAAGAUACGCCAAGCAGGUCCAGUCGAUGACUGAAGUGCUUAUGGACCAAAUUGGUGAGCCUGAUAAACCUCAGACAGACAUCGGAUGCAUUGUUCUAGUGGAUAGAGAUGUAGACUACGCUGCGUCACUUUUGACUCCGGCCACUUACACAAGCUUAAUGGAUGAGGUUCUUGGUAUACGAAGUGGUGUUGUAGAACUUCCAAAGUCUGAUGCAAAACCAGAUGAAAAGCAAACUAUUGGACACUUGCUUAGCAGCGAAGAUGAAAUUUACAAUCAAAUAAAAAAUCGUCAUUUCUCUGAUGUGUUUUCAUUUUUAUCUGCAAAAGCCAAACAACUAUCAAAUGAGUAUGAUCAAAGUAGAAAGAUGGCUCUCCAUGAAAUGAAACAGUAUGUGUCUUCUCAAUUAAAGACAGUCAUGGCUCGAAAGAGAGCUCUAGCAAUGCACAUUGCCGGAUGUGAAGCAGUGAUAACUGCAAUCGGUGCUAGAUUUGAAAGUCUGCAAGAUAUGGAACAGAACAUGCUGGAAGGUACCAACCGGCGCAGCGUUCAGUCGUACAUAGAAGAAAAUAUCGUCACUGGUGGAGGCGGAAAGCUUGCCAAUUUAAGACUAAUGUGCCUCCUGUCACUUACUCAAGAUGGAUUAUUCUCUGAGGAUGCCUGGUCUUUGAAAACACAAUUUCUACAUGCAUAUGGGUAUCAUCUUCUCCCAGGCCUUCACAACCUUGAAAAUCUAGGACUUCUGACAACCUCCAGUGCUGGUCUAGGCUCUGGAUUGGUUACUGGUCCAGUGAGUGAUGCCACUGGGAGGCUGGCAAAUAAAGUUGCACAGGUUGUUUCUCUUCCCAAGAGAUCAUCAUUCCAGGUUCUACGCCAGAAGUUAAAAUUAUUUUCGGCAAAUAGAGAAGAUAUUAAUCUAAAACAACCCACAGACAUGAGUUAUGUGUAUGGAGGCGCUUACAUUCCUAUAGCAUGUCAAUUGGUUCAGCUGCUGAUUAAAAAGGAAGUCAGCUUUGAAGAUAUUGUGAAUCAACUCAUUCCUGGAUCAUCGGUAACUCCCUCGAAACCGUCAAUUGACUUUUUACCUCGGUCAUUUAUUGUGUAUUUUAUUGGUGGAGUGACUUAUGCAGAGGUUGCAGCUUUCCAACUUCUAGAAAAGUUAACUGGAACUAGAAUAAUUGUUGCUAGUACCUCAGUUAUGAAUGGAAGUACUUUGAUAGAUAGUGUACUAUAAUGGCUGUUUUUAAUAUAAUUUUUUAUAAAUAA
This is a messenger RNA of Thrips palmi, 2010 nucleotides long. It is a transcript of the gene Vps33B, whose product is annotated as vacuolar protein sorting-associated protein 33B. The transcript is spliced from 9 exons. The record is from RefSeq and is a predicted model, not a curated record. Bases 185 to 1978 code for a protein of 597 amino acids. Gene Ontology annotation, cellular component: lysosome; CORVET complex. Lineage: Eukaryota; Metazoa; Arthropoda; Insecta; Thysanoptera; Thripidae. Gene Ontology annotation, biological process: vesicle-mediated transport; intracellular protein transport.